CGACCCAACGCAUGGACGGUGGUUGAGGGAAUAUUGGACAAUAAUUUGUCCGGAAUUGCGUCACUUGUCGACUGAAACCAAGGCCCCACUAAAGCUGUUGCUGAACAGCAAGAAUUCCUCGUCCUCUCUGUUCUCCAGGAAGAACCCGUCUUGGAUCUAGACUCCAAGCACUGUCGCGUGAGAGCCAUCAAGAUGGCGAUCCGGCACGACAACUUCCUGAAAACCCACGACUUCUUGGGGAAGACGAGCGCCAAGGAAGAGGCCACGAGCGACAUAUCUUCGUCCCUCGAGAGACCACCACCUCCGGCUCCCCCAGCGCCGGCGCUGCCGCCGCAGCAUUCGGUGGAACACGUCCUUCCUGGAGGGAUCGGGACUUACAGCAUCAGCCACAUUUCGUUUUUCAAUAAUCAAAACCUGCCGAAACCUGAGGCGGCCAUUUUCACGGUGGCUCAGGCAAGUAGCACUGACCGGACGGAUGAGAACUCCAACUGCAGUUCUUAUACUAACAGCGGGUUCACGCUUUGGGAUGAAUCUGCAGCCAAGAAGGGAAAGACAGGGAAGGAGAAUGUGCCUUCUGCCUCUGUACGAGAGGCGGAGGUGAAACUGGGGCCGUGGGCCGCAUCGGAGCGGCCGUCGCACUCAUCUUCCAAUAACAAUCACCGGAAUUCGUUCAGUUCACUCUCUUCCUCUCAGCCAUCAGGGGCCAAAAAUAAAAGCUUUAUGGAUAUGAUAAGAUCAGCCAAGAGUGGGAGCAAUCAGGAAGAAGAAUUGGACGACGAUGAUGCAGAGUUUGUGCUCAAGAAAGAGACUUCCCCUAUUCCUGAAGGAGAGUUGAGGGUGAAAGUUGACGGAAAGAUUAGUGAUCAGAAGGCCAGCACACCUCGUUCCAAACAUUCUGCAACUGAGCAGCGGAGGCGGAGCAAAAUAAAUGACAGGUUUCAGAUGUUGAGGUCUCUCAUCCCAAACAGCGACCAAAAGAGAGAUAAGGCAUCAUUUUUAUUGGAGGUUAUCGAGUACAUACAGUAUCUACAGGAAAAGGUAACUAAUUAUGAAGGUUCAUUUCAAGGAUGGAGCCAAGAACCGGCAAAAAUCAUGCCGCUGAGAAAUGGCCAGAGGCUGACGGAUGAUUAUGUUGAUCAAUCUGGAAACAUCAAUAGCGGGUCCGGUCCUGCUUUGGUCCUUGCGGCAAAAGUUGAUGAGAACAAUAUUGCCAUGGCCCCAGCCAUUUUCAGGAGUGCGAACAACCCUCUUGAACCUGAGAUGGGAUCUGCUAAUGCUUUCAAAUCUGUGGAGCCCCACCCUGGAAUGACAAAUAGAGCAGUUCCAUUUCCAAUGUCUCUUCAGCCGAACAUCUCGAAUUGUGUCAGGGGUAGUGGUGCAGUGGCACGAGGGGAUCCUAAUUUGGACAACAACGCAUCCCAACCGCUAACACAGAUUAGUAGAAUCAAAUCAUUGACUAACGAGUGCUCUGCUUCAACCAAUAAACUGAACGAAGAGAAGCUGACCAUCGAAGGCGGUACAAUAAGUAUCUCAAAUGUUUACUCUCAAGGGUUGCUGAAUACAUUAACUCAAGCAUUGCAAAAUUCUGGGGUAGAUUUGUCACAGGCCAGCAUCUCGGUGCAAAUUGAGCUAGGGAAGCAGGCAAAUGGUAGAAACGCCUCCUCUUCAUCUAUUCCUAAGGAUACUGAAGCUAGAAAUCAAGGAAUCACACGGCCUCGAGCUACAGGCGAGAAUGCAGAUCUGGCCCUGAAGAAGCUAAAGACGGGGAAAAGCUAGGUAGCAUAACAAUCAUCCAGAUAUUCUUUUUGUACUAUGAUUUAUUCAAAUUUUUUUUUGGGUUAAAUUUUCUUACAUAUAGGGUUCAUCCAAUCUUCUCCUGGCUAAAUAAGCUAUCCAGUUGAGACCAUUGUACAUUGUCUUUAGUUUGUUUGAAUGCACAUAACUUUCAGGCAUGUAUUACUUGUGAUAUUUCUCUUUCUUAUUUUUUUUUCCGGGGGGUCGGACUUACUUGUAAUAUUUAAUCAUAAAUCAAUUCUCACUGAUUUGGAGACUCUA
This is a messenger RNA of Syzygium oleosum, 2055 nucleotides long. Its product is annotated as transcription factor BIM1. Gene Ontology annotation, biological process: DNA-templated transcription. The transcript is spliced from 10 exons. Gene Ontology annotation, molecular function: DNA-binding transcription factor activity; protein dimerization activity. NCBI's taxonomy places the organism in Eukaryota, Viridiplantae, Streptophyta, Magnoliopsida, Myrtales, Myrtaceae. The coding region runs from base 193 to 1776 and encodes 527 amino acids. The record is from RefSeq and is a predicted model, not a curated record.